AUAGUGAUAACAAUACAACAGCUCUUAUAAUACGUACAAGCAAAGCUCCAUUAAUCCUUAAUCUUUAAUAUCAUAACGUUCUUGCAUGUAUAUAUAUUUUGUAUACACAUACAUAUAUAAAUGGUGAAGCUAGCGUCAGCACGAGAGAGCAGAAUGUACGGACCAAGACUGGGUAGAAAUAGAGCGGAGUACAUAAAUGCAGGCCUUUAUGUGUUUGCCACCAUCGUGCUUCUUGGUGGGUUUGCGGCCUUAUUCUCAAUGGAGCCUAAGUCAGGUUUGGUUCUAAUGUUCAUAGCGUUAGGGCUUAUUAUGGCGGUCAAUCUUCAUGAUCUAUUUGCACAUCUUGCCGGCAUCGAUUACCGGUUACCUUUGAUGGGAUUCGAUGUGCAGCUUGCUCUUGUGGAGUUUGCAGUUCCUAUUGUUCAAGCUUUGGGGGCUUUGCUUUUAUUUUUGGGGAUCUUUUUCCUUUUCCUUCAGGAAGAGAAAAGAUAUGGUUAUUACAAAUUGGAAAAACACUCCCUUAACAUGCUUAUUGCUGGACCCAUUCUUUGGAUUCUUGGAUCAAUCCACAACUCGUGCCAAAUUUACGAGAGAGCUGAUGGGCAUGUCCAAAUUUUGCAAGAAAGUGUCCACAUCCCAUUUCUAAUGGGGAGUUUGCUGUUCCUGGUUGGUGCCAUUCUCAACAUUCAAGAGCAAGAUGGGCUUGAUCACCAUGGUCUACAACUUCUGGGCAGAAGCUUGGUGUGGAUGGGAAUCUUUGGAACUUUAUUGCUCUUUAUCGGGGGUUUAACAAAUGUAGUAAAAGUGUUCAAGAUGCAACAAAUUGAUGGAUUACGGCUGGAAAAACUGCGAGGAGGGGCUCAGGAACGCCUGAUCCAGCAGAGAGAGGGGCAGCUGCCUCUUAUUGCAGAAGAACAUAGGAGAAGGAAAAUGAUUAUAGAGGAAACAAAAGCUGUACCUGUUCCUGAUCCUGUUCCAACUCCUUAUAAGGAUGUGCUUAUUGGUCAGAGUUGAUUGCUUCAUAUAUUCAUUUAGGAGUAAUAAUAACUGAUCUUCCUGUUCUUUUGUACUAUUAGUAUCCGCUCUUCCCUGCCAUUUGCCUGCAUGUUUGCACAUAGUGGAAAAAUAGAGAUGAUAUUCUUGUUUAUAAAGGACAAUUUUUCGUUUUA
Ricinus communis (castor bean) is the source of this 1169-nucleotide messenger RNA. RefSeq lists its product as uncharacterized. The record is from RefSeq and is a predicted model, not a curated record. NCBI's taxonomy places the organism in Eukaryota, Viridiplantae, Streptophyta, Magnoliopsida, Malpighiales, Euphorbiaceae. The coding region runs from base 121 to 1014 and encodes 297 amino acids. The transcript has 3 exons.